Molecule: messenger RNA, 1433 nt
Organism: Tetrahymena thermophila SB210
Lineage: Eukaryota; Ciliophora; Oligohymenophorea; Hymenostomatida; Tetrahymenidae
Exons: 3
Source: RefSeq, a predicted model, not a curated record
GAAUUAGAUGAGACGAUUCUUUAUUUAAUAGACUUUUUAACAAACAAUAUAUCAGAAAUUUAUAAUUUUGGUACAAACUCUACACCCAAUUUCUAUUAUGUUCAUGAUGUUUACAAUCCAUUAGUUGCUUUUAAUGAUAUUAUUUAUUUUUAUUUUUUAAAUAAUGACUGCCAACCUUUUUCUAUCAGCUAAAAAAAAUUUAUCAACAAAUCUAUAACUGUGUAAUUCUAUGUAAUGGACAAUCCUUACUUUAAUUACUAAAAAACAGGAGAAAUCUUCAUAUUUCACUAGUCUUUUAUAUAAGUCUAUAGCUUUGAUUUAUCUCGAAAUGAGCUCUAUAAUUUCGGUAUAAAUUAUCCAGAAGCAAUUAAUGGUUAUUAUAUUCAAGUUUUUAAUGAUAGAUAUGUUUUUUAUUAUGAUCAAAGCUAUUUUUAUAGAUUUGACAUGGAAUUAAAGCAAUUUAUGAGAAUAGAUGCUAAAACUGAUGCCUCUUUAUAUGCAGAAAAAGCUAUUUAGUUUUAUUUUUUAGAUGAGAAUUUGUAAUAUAUUCAAAAGUCUGAAAAUAUAAUAGAUACAAGUAAUAUGGUUAUUAUUAAAAGUUAACUAGAAGAUUGCUAUCUACUAGGGAGUAUAGAAAAUGAUGACAAUACUUAAAUUCAUAGUUUUUCAUCUUAAGAUGGAGUUUUUUGGAUUAAUAAUUUAUUCAACAAUCCAUUUAGCAUUUAUAAUUUUAAAUAAAAUUAUGUAAUUUAAGAUAUUAAUUUACAAAAUAAUAAAAUUGCAUUAUAUGAUAAUUUCACAUAAAAUUUAAUCAUUUACGACGUUAUUAAAACUAAUAAUGAAUUAGUUUUUAUAAAAUUAAAUUUUACAUUUGAUCUCUCAAUCGUUAUUGUUGAUUGGAAUUUAGUAUCCUUCAUAUGGGUAAAGGAAAACGUCUUUUAUCUAUAAAAUACAUAAAAUGAGCCACAGACAUAAAUAAUUAUAAAAUUAGAAUCUAAUGUUCUUAAGUACGAGUACUGUUUAAAUUAGUAAAUUUUAGUUGCUCUCACUUUUAAUAAAAUGAUAUACUCAAUAAAUGUCUUGGAAAAGACAUAUAAAUUCAUAGAAUAUAGCUUCUAAUAUUCUUAUCCAAGCUUUUUUGUUCAAUAGAUAGCAACUAGGAAUGACUUAAAAUGUUUACUAAAAUAUACCUUUGAUAAGUAAGUAAGACUAGUUAGUAGUAGUUUUUUUUAACUAAAAUGUCAAUUUUUUUAGCAAAUAGGACUUUCAAAGUUCUAACUAUUUGUUUGAGUAUAGAUAUAAUAAUACAAGCUUAUUCUAUGAUGGCGAUCAUAAAAUAUUGAUUGGAUUAACAGGGUCAUUAAAAUAAGUAAACAUCAUUAAUAUUCCAGGAAAUUAAUAAUUAUUCCUUUAUCAAUGUGUCGCAUAAUUUG